Messenger RNA from Elephantulus edwardii (Cape elephant shrew), 1845 nucleotides. It is a transcript of the gene IRGQ, whose product is annotated as immunity-related GTPase family, Q. Bases 1 to 1845 code for a protein of 614 amino acids. NCBI's taxonomy places the organism in Eukaryota, Metazoa, Chordata, Mammalia, Macroscelidea, Macroscelididae. The record is from RefSeq and is a predicted model, not a curated record. The transcript is spliced from 2 exons. Gene Ontology annotation, molecular function: GTP binding.
AUGCCGCCACCACGAGGUGACGUAACGGCCUUGUUCCUGGGACCCCCGGGCUCAGGCAAGUCUUCGUUGAUCGCAGCGUUGUGUGACAAAGAUGUGGAAACAUUGGAGCCGCUCAAGGGACGGCUGGACUCGGGAAUCCCCAGCCUGCGGGCUGCAGGUCCAGGCCUUUUUCUGGGCGAGCUGAGCUGCCCCCCAGCAGCGCCAGGGCCGUGGGCUGCGGAGGCCAACGUGUUGGUGCUGGUGCUGCCUGGGCCGGACGGGAAUGGGGAGACCUUGGCCCCCGCUCUGGCGGAGGCGGCGCGCAGCGCCCUGGCCCGAGGGACCCCACUGUUGGCGGUGCGGACCCUCCAUCCCCGGGAUUGCCAGACUGAAGCCCAAGCCCGGGAUCAGACAGAAACCCUGCUGGAUGGCACCGGCCUAGGAGCCGCGGCCCUGUUCGUAUUACCUAGGAAUUGCACCGCGAGCAGCGGGGGCGAGGAGCUAGAGCGCCUGCAGGCUGUUCUGCAAAACCAGGCGGAGCCGCUGCAGAGGCUCUUACCACCAGCCCAGGAUGGCUUUGAGGUGCUGGGAGCAGCCGAGUUGGAAGCUGUGCGUGAAGCUUUCGAGAAAGGAGGCCUGGAGGCAGUGCUGUCGUGGGUACGCUCGGGCCUGGAGCGCCUGGGUAGUGCACAGCUGGACCUGGCCGUAGCUGGCACAGACGGAGUGGGACUUGUGCUGGACCUACUACUUGGAUUGGAUCCUGGUGACACCGGGGCUGCGCCUGCUGUCCCACCUGUAACACCCACACCCUACCAGGCCCCGGAACGCCCCAAUGUAGUGCUCUGGGCUGUACCUUUGAGUCCCCAGGGUGCUACCGCCGCCCCCCAUCCAAUCCACUACAAUGCCCUCAUUCUUGUCACGCCUGGAGCACCUACUGAGAAGGACUGGGCCCAGGUUCGAGCCUUGGUCCCUCCAGAUGCACCAUUGCUCUGCGUGCGAACAGAUGGCAAGGGUGAGGAACCGAAAGCCCUGGAAGAGGAAAUGGCGGAGAAGGCCAGCGGCAAGGAUUCAGAGAAUGCAGAUGGAGCGGAGUUGACGAAUGUGCGCAGUAAUGGCACCGGAUCACAGAAAGUCGGCGAUGGGGACUGUUCAGAGAAAGCAAGCAGGGACAGUUCGCAGCAGGUUGGCGCCAGCGCAAAGAACUUGGGCAGCGGUGAUUCAGGGCAUGUGGUACUGAGCCCGGAGGAUGAGUCCUGGGAGGUGCUAGAAGAGCCGCUGCCUCCGGUGUUCCCGCUGCGGCCAGGCGGGCUUCCCGGACUCUGUGAGUGGCUGCGGCGUGCCCUCCCCCCGGCACAGGCGGGGGCACUGCUGUUGGCACUGCCCCCUGCGUCUCCUGGGGCCGCCAGAACCAAGGUGGCAGCACUGCGGGCUGGGGCGUGGCGGCCGGCCCUGCUAGCUAGCCUGGCGGCUGCAGCAUCCCCCAUACCAGGACUAGGCUGGGCAUGCGAUGUGGCGCUCCUUCGAGGCCAGCUGGCGGAAUGGCGGCGGGCUCUGGGGCUCGAACCAGCGGCACUGGCGCGUCGUGAGCGCGCACUGGGCCUGAACCCCGGGGAGCUGGCAACGCGUGCACACUUUCCCGGCCCUGUGACACGCGCGGAAGUGGAGGCGAGGCUGGGCGCGUGGGCAGGCGAGGGCACAGCCGGCGGUGCAGCGCUGGGCGCGCUCUCGUUCCUGUGGCCAGCAGGUGGCGCAGCAGCGACCGGCGGCCUGGGCUACCGGGCAGCACAUGGCGUGCUGUUGCAGGCGCUGGACGAGAUGCUGGCCGACGCCGAGGCAGUGCUGGCGCUCCCAGCGCCCGCCCAGUAA